UGAAGCGACUACUACUGUGCGUUUAUUGUGACUCGUCGUCAUUGUUGGUGUGUUGGUGUGUUGUUUGUGGAGAUGGUUGAGCAAAAAGACCGGAAUAGCUCUAUUCCCGUAGAUGCUAUCAGUAAUUUAAGAAUCACUUCUAUCUGGACAUUCUUAUUAUCUAUUGAAUGGUCUGAGUCAUGGCUCAUUGGACUACUGACUUUCCACGGUUUCUGUCUCUUGGUAACAUUGAUAACAUUCAGGUUUUACAGACUUCAGAUAUUUCAUUUUCUCACGAUGGUGGGGAUGGUGUACUGUGCAGAGUACAUAAAUGAAAUGGCAGCAAUUUAUUGGAGGUCAUUUUCUAAACAUCAGUACUUUGAUUCAAGAGGAAUGUUUAUCUCAUUAGUUUUUUCAGCACCCCUUUUGCUAAAUGCAAUGAUGAUUGUGGUUGUGUGGGUGUACAGAACGUUUACCACAAUGACGGAGCUGAAGACUUUGCAAAUCAAAAGAAAAGCAAAUAAAGAAAAAAGAAGGAAAGCAGACUAAUCCAACACUUCAGAGUACAGCCACAGUAUACACAUUCAUUCCGGGUUUAGCUUUGCAAUUGAAACAUUCUUUUAAAAUGCAUUCAUAUUAUCAUCACCAGCAACAAAUUCCCCCAGUCUGUCCAGUAGUUUAUUUAUUUCAGUGAGUAUUGAUGUGCUUUGAUUGGCAUGUGCUGUAAGUAAAUUCCUAGAUAAAAUCAUUUCAGUUAGUAUGUCCCAAUAUCUUAAAUACAAGUGGCAGUCAUGUAUUCUUUUGGUUAUUGUCAUAAAUGACUUCUAUUACAAGUAGGACUUCUCUGCAAAUCCCUGCUUUUGCUAAAUAAACGGCUUUACAAAUGUUUUAAAGGAUGUUAUUUAAUUUGUAUCUUCCUGUUUGUCAUGAAACAUAAAUGAUCAUGAGUACAAAAUAAAGCCUUUUUUAAAAUACAAAA
Molecule: messenger RNA, 958 nt
Organism: Acipenser ruthenus (sterlet)
Lineage: Eukaryota; Metazoa; Chordata; Actinopteri; Acipenseriformes; Acipenseridae
Gene: tmem18
Product: transmembrane protein 18
Exons: 5
Coding region: 73-528 (151 amino acids)
Cellular component (GO): nuclear membrane
Source: RefSeq, a predicted model, not a curated record